Messenger RNA from Cynocephalus volans (Philippine flying lemur), 2012 nucleotides. It is a transcript of the gene VHL, whose product is annotated as von Hippel-Lindau tumor suppressor. The transcript has 4 exons. The record is from RefSeq and is a predicted model, not a curated record. NCBI's taxonomy places the organism in Eukaryota, Metazoa, Chordata, Mammalia, Dermoptera, Cynocephalidae. The coding region runs from base 105 to 914 and encodes 269 amino acids.
CGAACGUAGUGCGCAGGUCUGCCUGGGAGAGCGCGCGCCCAGCCUUGCGCCCGGCCCAGGAAACCCGGGGUGGCCAGGCGGGUGUUGUCUAGGUUCUUGAGGUGAUGCCCCUGGAGGCGGGGGGCCGGGAAGAGGCCGAGGCGGGCAUCGAAGAGUACGGCCCUGAAGAGUACGGUCGGGAGGAGUCGGACACCGAGGAGUCCGGCCCUGAAGAGCCCGACCCGGAGGAGUUGGACGCCGAGCCGGAGAUGGAGGCCGGGCGGCUGCGGCCGGUGCUGCGCUCGGUGAACUCGCGCGAGCCGUCCCAGGUCAUUUUCUGCAACCGCAGCCCGCGCGUCGUGCUGCCCGUGUGGCUCAACUUCGACGGCGAGCCGCAGCCCUACCCGACGCUGCCGCCGGGCACGGGCCGCCGCAUCCACAGCUAUCGAGGUCACCUUUGGCUCUUCAGAGAUGCAGGGACUUAUGAUGGGCUUCUGGUUAACCAAACUGAAUUAUUUGUGCCAUCCCUCAAUAUUGAUGGACAGCCUAUUUUUGCCAACAUUACACUGCCAGUGUAUACCCUGAAAGAGCGAUGCCUCCAGGUUGUCCGAAGCCUAGUUAAGCCUGAGAAUUACAGGAGACUGGACAUUGUCAGAUCACUCUAUGAAGAUCUGGAAGACCACCCAAAUGUGCAGAAGGACCUGGAGCGGCUGACACAGGAGCACAUUGAAAGUCAACAGGAUCUGGUGACACUUUGCACCCGGCUGGAGGAGAGACUGAAACUCUACAACUUCUGGCAAGUUAUUCUUAACAUAGUGGGUUCAUGGAGUAAUCUGGAAUGUUUUUAUAGUUUUAUGAAUGUACUUAAUUCAUUAACUCAAAUUCAGUACUUCUAUCAGACUUACUUUUUUGUAACUAAUAGUUUUUUUCUUUAAAAAUCCCCCUAGUAGAGAAAAAUUUAGAAGAAAAGUAAGAGAGAAAAAAGAUCCCUGUAGAUACACUGCUUAAAUACAGCCAUUAUUAACAUUUUGAAGUAUUUCCUUUCGGCCUUUUUUUAGGGCACACUUUGGUUGGUUUGUAUUUACAUAGUUGAGGUCAUAGUGUAUGAAGGUACUUCAGAAAGUUCAUGGAAAAAUAGAAUUAAAAGAUAAUGCAAAUCUUUCCAUGAACUUUUUGAAGUACCCUCAGAUAUAUAUACAGUUUUUUGUCUUACUUUUUCAUUUAACUUUAUAACUUAAAUAUUUUUCCAUGUUAUUAUAAGCUCUUUAUAAACAUUAAUAUAGUUUCUAUGAUUAAUGUUUGGGGUAUCUCUUGUUAUCUUCAGUUCCUUACCUUAACCUUUGGGUACAGUUCCUGUUGUCUAAAAUCAGAAUGAAUUGAGGGAAACUAACACGUCACAGUUUUCUCACUACCCUUUAAGUUUCACCAAAUCUUAGUCCCCCUUUUCAACACUCAGCAAAUAAACUGACUUUUUCUUUUUUUUUUUAGCAUGAUGUAGUAGUGCUCAUUCAAUGACACACCUCUAAAUAUUUAUUUUUGUUGAAAUGUUGGGUAGGGAAGAAGAAAUGUUGAGGGAGAGUGUUCCAUGUGCUGGUUUAGAAGGCAGCUGUGAGAGUUCCAGAGUGUGAGAGGGUAGGGGAUUUAGGGAAGUCUGGUUCUGGAGUAGUUCGACAUUGGUUUUAUUUUUUUUAACCUGUCUCUGUGUCAAAAUGAAAUUUCACGUUCCUUUUGUUAAAACAUGCAGUUUGAGUACUGUGUUUUUUGUGUUGUCCGGGGAAGAUUGAAAACCUGUAGCAUGAAUAAUGUGUUUUUUUCUUCUGAAACCCUGUGAAUGUAUUAAAUGUAUUGCUCUUAAGAGACUGUGGUUUACCGUUUUGAAUUUAAAAAGCGGUUCUUUAAUACAUUAAAUGGUGAUAAGAAAAGGACAUAGGAUGUGUUGUGGUGUUAUCUUAGUUUUGAGAGUUUUGAAAGCUGUGUUUGCUUGGAGGCUUAGGGUAGGGAGGGGAUAGCAAACACAACUAGCUUCAUUCUGA